Molecule: messenger RNA, 974 nt
Organism: Stegastes partitus (bicolor damselfish)
Lineage: Eukaryota; Metazoa; Chordata; Actinopteri; Pomacentridae
Product: parvalbumin-7-like
Exons: 5
Coding region: 10-336 (108 amino acids)
Cellular component (GO): cytoplasm
Molecular function (GO): calcium ion binding
Source: RefSeq, a predicted model, not a curated record
GCCAGAAAAAUGGUGAUGACAGACCUGUUAAAACCUGAGGAGAUCAAGAAAGCUCUUGAUGCCUUUGCAGGAGAAACAUUCGACCCUAAAAAGUUCUUCGAAAUGAUCGGAAUGAAGGCCAUGUCGGCUGAAAACGUCAAGAAGGUCUUCCAGGUUCUGGAUGUGGAUGGUAGCGGAUUCAUAGAGGAAGAAGAGCUCAAGUUUGUACUGAAGGGCUUUUCCAAGGAUGGCAGAGAUCUGACUGACGCCGAGACAAAAGCAUUCCUCACAGCCGCAGACAAAGAUGGAGACGGCAAGAUCGGCAUCGACGAGUUUGAGGCCUUGGUGCAUGAGUAGGGGAUAGCUGAACACCCCCCGUCUUCUUCCUCCUCCUCUUCGUCCCUGCAUUCAUAUUUUGUAAAUGCCACCUUCAAACUCUUCUUACCUCCCUCUGGACCCCACGUGUGGAGUCAGACCAGGCCUGCCCUCUACAAAGCACUACCAAAAACCAGGCCGACAGGGAGUCACCAUGAGGAGGAACAUACAGGCAUAACAGGCACCAGUUUCAUUUUUAAUUUUUUUCAUUUUUUAUAUAUAUUUAACCACACAUGCUGUAUGGAUUUCAGAAUCAUUCUUAAUGAUUUCAUGAGGAUAGUUUGUGGUCUGAAUACAGGUGGUACUAGUGUUGUAGAUGGUGUAGAUGUAAUGAAGACUCCUUAAAUCUUAAUUUCCUUCCUCUGUGUAUUUGAGGUUGUGCAUUUUGUCUUGAUUGGUUUUAUUUCUGGAUGUUCACAUAUCAGUGCACUUUCCUCCCACUCCUCUUCCUCAUCCACCUUCCCUCACCUCCUUCACCUCGCCUCCUCUCCUCUAUCCACUCCUCCUCCUCACUCCCUGCCUCUGAUCAGAUGAUGUAGUAAACAAAGUCAUAUAUAAGGAGAGCUGUGAAGAGAGAAAAGAUCUCAGUAAGAAAUGACAAUAAAAUAAACUUGAGUAAC